AUGGAAGUAAAUAAAUCAAUACUUCACGAGUUAUAUGUCUUUUCAGAAUGGAAACCAGAGCCAGAAUAUUUACAAAAACCGGAUAGCAUUUUUCCAGAAAACAUAUCAACUCUUUGGCGAUGGUUAAAAUUUUUUGGUGCCAAAAAAAGUUUGAUAGAUAGUAUAUCAGCUCAUAAAGAGCAACAACAAAAAUGGCACAUAGCUCUUGGAGAUGAGGGUAAAGUUAUUGCAGUACUAACUGAUAACAUUCUUGAGAUUAGGACCAAAAGAUCUGAAUAUGCUACAAUUGCAGCGAGAACAACUGUAAGCCGGGAUGUAUAUUCUCAAUGGCGCAAGUUGGUGUGGAGUCCAGACUGUUCAUUUAUAGUUGUUGCAUAUGGAAAUGGAAUAGUUAGCUUCUUUGAUCUCACAGCUUCCAAUCUCUUCAAUAUUCCAGCUGAUUGCUCUAGACCAGGAGGUUUAGAAUGCACAGACAACACUCAUGCUGUUGCAGAUAUCAUAUUUAUGCCUCUUAGAACAAAGGACACGAAAUGGAACUGGGAAGUACUAAUUGUGACAUAUGAUGGGAAAUUGCGUGGUUAUCUAGUGUCGCAAACAGAAGGUUUUAAACUGCACCAUUCAUUCUGUUUUGCGGGGGGCACAGCGGCGCUUAGUUACUGCUCGCCUCAUUCCAUGCUUUUGGUUGCUGGUGUACCAAGAUCCAGUAGCAAGGACCCUACCUCACCACUGACAGCUGGCAUCACCGCGUGGCGCAUUCUGAACGAUGAUCCGUUCUAUAAGCUGAGCGUCGUGUCCGAUCAGCUGGAGAUGCAGCUGGCCAAUGAAAGAUUCCAUCUUUACGUGCCUUUUGUUUCUUCUAAGAACAUGGCAUUUAUCAUACAAAUGGUGUUAUCGCCUGACGCGAGCAAGCUGGUGUGCCUGCACUGCAACGGCGACGUGUCAGUGUGGCAGCUGCCGAUGUUGAAGCUGCUGCAGCGCCACCCGCUCGUCUCCCAGCCACAACAUGACUUGCGGAACCCGCUCGUGGCUGAACAAACGCCGCCCAAGAAGUACGAUCCUUCGGCGUUCUAUGCGGCCGACGUUAACUGGUGGAGCAAUGAGGAAUUGAUUUUGUCGCGAUUCAGUGGUGCAGUCACAGUUUGCUCCAUAACAGAUAUGGUGAACUUAUUGGGAAAGAAACCAGAAUUCUUUCAAGGAACACCUCAAGUAACUUGCGCACAUGAUGGAGCAUUUAUGGCGCUGGAGUGUGAAUCAAACGUACUGCCUGCAAAAAAAUCUAGAAGUGACGAAAGUAUGGAAGUGGUGAAAGCCGAAGCGGACGUGGAGGAUUCCAUGUUAGAUCUGACGAAGGAGUUGUUCAAGUCCGUGCUGUAUGCCAUAACAGACAUCGAGGCGUUCCAACCGCGACCGAGGCGUAUCACUGUUGUGUCCAGGAUAUAUAGGUUGUUGGGCGUUAAGAGCACCACGCCCAAUGAACUGUUCUCUAGGAAGAUCGAGAGCGGUAGCUACAGCGAGGCGUUGACUUUAGCGGACACUUUCGGAUUAGACAGCGACCGCGUCUACCAGCAACAGUGGCGCAAGAACCCCGUCUCCACUGACGCCAUCAACAAGUAUCUGAGUAAAGUGUCGAAGAAGAUAUGGGCGGUGCACCAGUGCGUGGACCGACUGCCUGAGACUCUGCCCGCGGCCAAGGAGCUCCUACAGUUCGGCCUGGAGCUCACCAACGAGAGAAUAUUGCACGAAAUCAACAAAGACCGCAAGGAGUGCGAAGUGAAGGACCCUGACGACAUCACGCUGGAAGAUCUCAACGCGUACACAAGCGAGCUACUACGCUGUCGACACGUCAUGUUGUUCUACAAGGAGCGGCUCAGACUCUAUGAGGCAAUACUGAGGUGUGAGAAGUCAACGUACGUAAAGGACGAAUAUGAUCGCUUACGUAGCAACAGCAUCGUCCACAGUUCAAUGGAAAUCGCCAAAGAGGGGCGCAUAGAGGCGUUGACUUGUCUCUGGCCCAACAUAAAGACGGUAGCGAUGCAACUAGCGGUGCUGGAGAACAUACCGGAGGUCAUCAACCCUCUGGAUUACCAGCACCUGUUACCCACGGAACGACCGUUUCAGGAGUGGUUUGAGAAAAAAUCGCCGAUUAAGAUCAAACCGUCGGAAUAUGAGUACGAUUGGUGCAGGAAGGAGAUCUUUAGGUGUAUAUGGAGUUCGAACUGGUCCGAGGACACCACCCCUGAGACAGAGACGGUCGGCGCGAUGGCCUCGCCGGCGCAGCCCGCGGACAUCGCGCAGUGGUACGAGAAGCGCGCGCGGCAGAUAGAGGAGCGCAGCGGCCUCGCCUCGCACGCUCUCACUCUGGUCACGCUCGCGCACCUCGGCGGCGGCGUGGGCGGGCUCGAGCGCGCCAUGUUCCACCUGCUGACGCUGGACACGCUGCUGUACGACGUGAACCUGGAGGGCGUCACACUCGCGCACCUGGAGAACAUCACGCCGCUCGACACCUGCGCCAUGCUCAUGCGGAUGUCGACGCCGGCAACGUUCGUGUCAGACUUGAAACAGUUCGUGAUCCCGUUCCUGAAGCGGUACGAGAUCUUCUCAAAGCGCGCCGACGCCUGCCUCAGCGGCCUCACCGAUUACCUCGAGAGCAUUAGUGUGGAUGACCUCUCUUCUAUACUUUUGGUAUUACAGUCGCCUAGCGAAUUCGAACUGGAUAUACGCACACAUUUGGAGUUGGUCGAAAGAUGUCUUUUCGCCCACAACGGCACCGAUCAGUUAGAUAAAGCUUGUGAUUUACUUGAUACUAUUUUAAAAGAAACGGAUGGCAGUAUAUCCGGCAGUGAAUUGGUCCGUCGCGUAUCGGAACUGGAGAAACUGGUCGCGGCGUGCAGCCUCGCGGCCGGACGCGGGCUAGCGCUGCCCCUGCGAGAGCUGCGAGACAUGCACGCUGACGUCAACAAGGCGCGCCAACUGCUGACCAGGCUCGCGCGCGCCACUGCUGUAUGUGAUGAAAAACCAACACAACAAGACUGGGCUGAACUGCUGAAAGACUUGUUGGAGCUGCAAUCAUCACUUUUCACGUGCAUAACUAAACAAGAGUGUUACGAGAUCUACGCGUCUUCGCUGCUGACAUCAGGCGACGCUAACAGCAUCAAGCUAGCUUCGGAAGUAUUGACGUGUUCGGACACCGCUCGCCGUGGCUCCAGCCUUGUGCCGUACAAUCUAAGCGUUUCACUCGUAUCGGCGGCGGCUAAAGAAUACUUCAACUCCGCUUCCGCUCUCAAUGAUCCUGCGUUGGAGCUUGCUAAGUGCUGUUUGACUUUAGUAAAAGACGGCAACCCAGCUGUUCAGGAAGAGCUAGAUCUUAUUGCUGCUUUGCAAUUACUGAGUGCUUUUGAUUUAACAAUUCUUCCAAUACAAGUUCGUCUUUGUGAGGACCGAAUGACGCUAAUCGAAGAGUGUUUGAACUCUGAUCCCAACGCCUACAUGGCUAGCCACAAGCUGCUGAAAUUAGCUAAACUUCUGCGAAUCGCUGGUGACGAUGAACAUACAAGAGAGGCUCAGGUGCUAGUAGCAGUGGGUAGUGCAGCCGCGCGGGCGGAGGGGUGGAGCGCGGCGGCAGAGGCGGCGCGGCGACUGGCGGCGUUGCAACACGCACCCGCCGCCCCCCUGCUGGCGCACGUGGCAUCGCACGCGCGCGCCCACGCCGACCCCGCCGCUCGCCGCCUGCUGCUGGCUGCCGCCGCCGCCGCGCUGCCCGCCGCGCGCCUGGAGCACGUGCUGCGUGACAGGCUAGCACUAGAGCUUGAAGGCAUGCAACAGACGGGAAUGGCCCUGAAGGAGCACCACCGGCUAACCGACCGCUGGCCUUCCACAGAUGAUGAGUUUGACGAUGCCAUCACUACACCUGUAAUAGAACAAAAAGAUCUCGUUGCGCCCACGCAAACGGAAAAGAAGAUGCCACUGUUCAAUUAUUUAUUAGACUCGUUACAAAACAAGUUUUCUGGGAGCGGCGAUGACAAAACCUCUGCAAGCGAAGAACCGGAAGAGCGUUCAGUGCACUGCCAAGAGUUCUACCGGUCGUUGUACCCUGGCCACAAGGCUUCCAGCACACAUUACGGCUACGAUCGUUUCACGGCGCCCGACGGUCACGGCGGCGCGCCCGCUGCCCACGCGCUGUUGAAUUGGUACUACAUGCAGAACUGCCUCGAUGAUGGCGGCGCACCGGAGAUCGAGACAAUGGUUGUACAAAAAUGCGCAGAAGAGCUGUUAUAUAAGGACACUCCGUUGAGCGUGGCAUGCAUGUUGCGCUCCACGCAGGACUCCGGCAAGGCGAGGAAGACUAUAGACGUGCACAACACUGAUACCGCUGUCAGUGCCACGCUGUACGCCACCCUGAUGAAGUGCAACGCGCCAGAACUGAGGGACAACGUCUACCUCACCGAGCCUGCUGUUAUGGCCAGGACGACGCUGCAGCAGAAGAACGCAUCCCAAGAGCAACUGGAGCUGAUACGCGAGUGUAUGGAGCGGCUCACGGGCAUGGGGGAAGUGGACAAACUGCGGCGGCUCGGCGUCGCCGUCAACGGGCUGUUGUUUAACGCCGACCCCGACUACCGCGCCGAGAUCAUAUACCGCGUCGCCAGGUCGCCGGAUCCAGAGCACGUAUCAAUGGCUUGCGCGCUGGGCGAUAAGUACGGGCUGCCAGCGCUGGACGUGUGGCUGCAGCACUGGGCCGCACACGCGCCGCCCACGCUGCCCCCGCCCCCGCCCCAGGCCGCGCUGCGGGACCCGCGCGCCUAUACCCGCAUCAAAGAAACCCUGUGGCCUCUAAUUCAAGGCAACGAUCAUAACGCGUUGAUCUACUUCUUCACAACGCUGCGCAGCGUGGAUGAUAAAGUGCAAGUCUUCGGCCUCACACCCACAGAACACAUUAAGACGCUUAAAAAAGUAAAGGCAGCUUCUUCGGCGUUGGACUAUAAGCUGCUGGUGAGUCAGCCAACUGCGGAGGACUAUCGCGCCCACCUGGUUGACAUACUGCGGCCCGAGAACGUGGCGCUGGUGAGCAAGCUGCUGCGAGCACUGCCCGCGCCGCUGCGGCCGCCGCUGCCCCUCGGAGCGGUGUACGCCGCCUGGCUCACGCAUUGCUUCUACAGCGUUCCACCUAGUUCCGCAACCAACAAGAAGUGGAUGCAGCAGUACCGGCAGUGCUCCAGCUACUUCAACAAGUUAUCAAAAGACGACCUUACGGAGUUCGUCCUCAACACUUGCUUCUCAAAGCAAGCUAUUGAAAGAGUACCAGCAGGCACUCGGAGUUUGAUGAUAAUGCAGGCGGUAGAUUACUGCCAACAAGAACAAGAGAACGAUUACAAAUUCAACAAGAACGAACAAACUUGGGCCCAACUUGGCAACGAACUAACGCGAUGGGCACGUUUUCUAGACAACUUUCACUCGAGUACAAUACAAGGCAUUGUAGAAAACUGCGCAUUGUCCGAUCCUACAAUAUGGCACGAAAUGGAAAUGAGUCACGGUGACACCGAGCGCGUGGUAAGCAGCGCGGCGAAACUGGUGAUGACACACGAGCUGCGGCCGGCGGCGCUCGGCACGCUGCUGCAGUGUCUGCACGCCGACGCAGACCACGCGCGCGUGCUGCAACACGCCGCCGCGCACCUCGCGCACUCGCUGCAGGAUGUGCAGACGCUGACAAACCGUGUGCUGUCGUAUCACAAGGAGGGCGUGAAGCUGCCCCCGGAACUGAUAGAGCAGGUGGUGGAGAUGGGCGCGGCGCUGGGGCUGGCGCCGGCGCGGCAGGUGGCGCUGCUGGGGCUGCGCGGGCAGGGCGCGCCGCACGCCCACCACGCGCACCACGCGCUGCAGCUGCUGCGCGCCGAGUGGCCGCGCGCGCACGACCAGCUGACCGAAGAAGACCUAAUGAGUGACGAAGGUCGUAGUGCCGCUUUCAAUGAGAGUCUCGCGGAAGCGGAUUCGUGGCAGCGGAGGAAAGUGUUGGUAGAUCUUUUAAACUGCUGGCCAAGAACACUAAACAGCGAGGGGCGGAGUCUUCACAGCGUGUAUUUACAUUGGCUACUGACCAGCAACUGUGACGCUGCAGAGAGCCUUGUAUUAUGCAAACUGCUACUGCGACACCCAGUAUUAAACCAGGAGGAAGUGAAAUGGUUAGUGGAUAGCGCGUCGAGCCACUCUGCGAUCAAUACUCUGUGGGUCGUUCUACUCAGCCGAUGCGAAAGCUCCUUGGAACAAAACGUGUUCAGUUUAUUGCAACGACACAAGGAAACGAUACAGACAGAGGCGAUAGAAGACGAGUUGGUCAAAGAAAUUUUGGACAGUGGUUUGUUUUUGAAACUAGUAUCAUCGCCUAUUUAUUCGUCAAUAAUAUGUUAUAUUAUCAGUGUAGGACCUUCCAAGCUGAAUACUUCUGACGAUGGUAAUAUGUACACGGUAAAAUGGGCAACUACUGAAUUGGUAAGGGCUAACUUCUUAGCUGAGGCUGGUCAUCUGCAGCUACUUGCAAUGGGAGUGCCGUCACCGCUACGAGGCUUCUCCCAGUCAGUUCAGUUUUGCAAAAAUUUGCUUAAACGGAAUUAA
Molecule: messenger RNA, 6603 nt
Organism: Chilo suppressalis (striped riceborer)
Lineage: Eukaryota; Metazoa; Arthropoda; Insecta; Lepidoptera; Crambidae
Source: the annotation of a GenBank genome assembly